AUCUGGCUGGAUUUCUGUAUAAAUUGGUGAUGCGGCUGCAGUGGUUCGUCAGUGAAGCAUUUGAUUUGGUCUAAUAAACAGCAGCCGAGUGCAAUCCGAGGAUAUAGCAACACCGAGGAUUACUGUGACAUAGUGCCGAGUGCUAAAGUGUGUGCGUUGUGAACGAAAAAGCCGUGAAUCCCCAUCUAGUAUCCAUAAACCGUGAUUGUUCAGCCAUGAAAGCCUUCAUCCUAAUGUCCUGCCUGGCGCUGGCCGCCGCUCGUCCUGAAGCCGGAUACAACUACAACCGUCCUGGUGGCGGCGGUGGCUCCGGCGGUGGCAUUGGCGGUGGCAUUGGCGGCGGAUUCGGAGGUGGCUCCAGCGGCGGCUUUGGCGGCGGCUCCGGCGGAGGAUUCGGUGGUGGAUUCGGCGGUAGCAGCGGCGGAGGAGGAUUCAGCAGCGGCGGAGGCGGUGGCUUCAGCAGCGGCGGUGGUGGAGGCGGAGGCGGUGGAUUCGGCGGUGGAUUCGGAGGCGGCUCCGGUGGAGGAUUCGGCGGAGGUGGCAGCAUUGGCGGAUUCGGAGGCGGCGGCGGUGGUGGUGGUGGCACCACCUUGGUGCAGAAGCACAUCUACGUGCACGUGCCACCACCAGAGCAGGAAGAAGUGCGCCAGCGCCCUAACCUGCCCAUUGGCCAGUCCCAGAAGCACUACAAGAUCAUCUUCAUCAAGGCCCCAUCGCCACCAUCGUACCAGGCUCCGGUCAUUCCCCUGCAGCCUCAGAACGAGGAGAAGACUCUGGUCUACGUGCUGGUGAAGAAGCCCGAGGAUCAGCAGGACAUUGUCAUCCCCACGCCCGCACCCACGCAGCCAUCGAAGCCCGAGGUGUACUUCAUCAAGUACAAGACCCAGAAGGAUUCCAGCGGCAUUUCUGGAGGAAUCUCCGGCUCCACUGGUGGUGGCUUCACCCAGACCAACACCGGCAAUGGUUACACCUCUGGCGGCGAUGGUGGCUUCACUGGUGGAGACAGCGGCUCCAUCUCGGCCCCGUCCAGCAACUACGGACCACCUGGAAAGUCCGGACCCUACUAAAUGGAUCUUCAACCCAUCGUGAACUCAAAAUUGCGAACUUCGAACUCGGCCCAAGCUGCUGACUAGUCCUGUCGUUGACACGCCCCCAAACUCUCUCAUUUGAGUACCACAUCAUCCACAUCACAUUAACCACCUCACGAUCUUCGACCACCAUGUGUCCCUGAAUUAUCUCAGACUUGCAUCACUCCUUUUCAACAAGGGGGCGGCGCUUUCGCCCACGACUUUUGUACAUAAUACGUUUCCAUCCUUCCGUUUCCACUCACUCUGACUAUCCAUCUUUUUGCAUCUGUACAUUUUUCACCUUCAACUGAAUUAGAGUCUAACCUUCAGCCCUGCCUGGAAAAUUCUAUUAGCUAAUAGGCGACAAGUGCGGGUUCCUUGGAUGGGAACCUCAUCUGGCGCCCGGAAGAGCGAAUGAUGAUGAUGAUGAUUUGUAGCAGAAGAUGAUUUAGCGGGGCCUGACUUGCUCCAUACAUAUAAAUACAUAUACAUUAAUUAUACUAGGCUUAAGUAC
This is a messenger RNA of Drosophila simulans, 1581 nucleotides long. It is a transcript of the gene TwdlT, whose product is annotated as pupal cuticle protein 36. The record is from RefSeq and is a predicted model, not a curated record. The transcript has 3 exons. Lineage: Eukaryota; Metazoa; Arthropoda; Insecta; Diptera; Drosophilidae. The coding region runs from base 216 to 1067 and encodes 283 amino acids.